GCCACCUGUUGAUAUGCCUUAACCAGAAGACUGUCACAUCCACUUUUAAUUUUUGUAGUAUCUAAAGCUUGUGUUAUAAUUCAGAAGGGAACAAAAAAUGAAAACGACUACAGAAAAUUCAUUCACAUUAGUUUACGUUAAUCGAUUUGGCGACCACGCUAGUGGUACUGCUAUUCGCUAUCGUCGAAUAGUAAAACGUAAGAAAAGAUUGCGUGAGGAGCCGACCCAAACCGCGAAAAACAGCAUAAGUACAGUGUGCCACAGAAAGAACCGAACAAAUGAUAUCGCUAGCAGUAAAGAUAGUGGAAAGGCGUACGCAAAGGGUAAGGAGACUUUUCAAGUAAUGAACCCAAAAGGUGAACGAAAUACUUUCAAAGGAAGCAAAACAGUCGCUUGUUCAAAUGACAGCGGGUUGAGAAACAAGUCAGUGUGUAGAAAAAACGAAUCGGGUGGCAAAAAAAUAAUUUGGAGACAAAAAAACGAACCUCUAGUUGGACUUUUAAAUAAACGUUCGUUGAAAGACCUUGACGUGGAAAUGCCAGCUUCCGGUCAAAAUAAAAUACUCACUCAGCUGUUCCCAAGCUACUACGGAGUGCUCCAGACACAACUUUCCAUAAAUGAAGAAAGUGUGUGGACGUUUGUACCUCUUGUACCAUGCAGACUAGCGUGGACAUGCACCUUGUGGAAAAUGGAUCCUGAGCUUUGGGAAGCUGCCCGGAUGGAGAUGGCCCUUGUGAGAAGUUCCUGAUAUUAAGAAUACUACCAUGAUCUGUUUAAAAAAUCGACCAUUACAGCAAGUUACAAAUAAAAUUGCUCUAUGAGUAAAAUA
Molecule: messenger RNA, 829 nt
Organism: Protopterus annectens (West African lungfish)
Lineage: Eukaryota; Metazoa; Chordata; Ceratodontiformes; Protopteridae
Exons: 2
Coding region: 98-748 (216 amino acids)
Source: RefSeq, a predicted model, not a curated record